AUGGAUGCUAAACAUUCCCCUAGCUCAGUUGUCCCUACGGGCACAGCGGGCACAGCGGGCAAGAACAAGCAUCGGACGAACUCCUUGCUGGCGGAGGAAAGAUCGAUCCGAAAUGGAGACCAAGAUCUCUUACAGGGAGAGAAAGUAGACGAGGUUCUUGCUGCCAAGAUGGCACUCAUCAAUGAUACUAUUGAUGAGAUUGGUUUCACACCUCACCACUGGAAACUGUUUUGCCUGAACGGAUUUGGGUAUGCAGUUGACUCUCUCAUUGUCUUGAUCCAGUCCAUCAUCUCGACCCAAGCCAGGUUGGAGUUCAAACCAUCAUAUUCCACCGGGCUCACCAUCGCAGUUUAUGUCGGUAUGUUGGUGGGCGCCAUUUUCUGGGGGUUUUCGGCGGACAUUAUCGGCCGGCGGUUUGCCUUCAACUUCUCCCUGCUUGUUUCGUCGAUCUUCACUAUCGUCGCGGGGGCUGCUCCCUCUUGGGUCACCUUGGGUUUGUUUGUCUGUCUGAGCGCCUUUGGUGCUGGCGGAAACCUAGUUCUGGAUACCACGGUCUUUCUCGAAUAUCUUCCCGGCAAGGAACAGUGGCUGCUGACACUCAUGGCGGCGUGGUGGGGUCUGGGUCAACUCAUCGCAGGUCUGUUUGCUUGGGCAUUUCUUCCCAAUUUCUCCUGCAGUGACGCAGCUACAUGUACUCGUGACAACAACCAGGGAUGGCGCUAUGUAUGGUACACGUCCGGCGCCUUGGUGUUUGUUCUCUCCAUCCUCCGUGUGACCAUUAUCCGCCUUGAAGAAACCCCCAAGUUCCUCAUUUCCGAGGGCAAAGACGAGCAAGCAGUAGGGGUUCUACGCAACAUUGCCAAUCGACAUAAUCGCCCAUGCAGUCUCACCAUCGAGAAGCUUCAGACAUGCGGACAAAUCGCUCAUCGCAGGGCUCCAGGAUCUGGUUGGUUUGUGCGGCUCAUCUCCCUAGGCGAAGUGUCGUUUCAUCUCCGUGGACUACUUGCGACUCGCAAAAUGGCCCUGUCAACAUCCCUGGUCUGGCUCUCAUGGCUCCUCAUCGGCCUCGCCUAUCCGCUUUACAACGUGUUUCUCCCCACCUAUCUUGCAUCGCGGGGCGCAACCUUCGGACAGAGCAGCCCAUAUAUUACCUGGCGGAACUAUGCCAUCAACAAUACCUGUGGUAUCUUUGGUCCUGUUCUGGCAGGAUUCAUGUGUCGCUCGCCCUGGUUUUGGGGCCGUCGGGGAACUAUGAUCAUCGGAGCUGUGGUCACCAUGAUUUUCUUUUUCUGUUAUACGCAAGUGCGCACUGCGGAUCAGAAUUUGGGCUUUACGUGCGCUAUUUCUUUCUGCUUGAAUGUUUACUAUGGUACCCUAUAUGCUUACACCCCGGAGGUCUUUCCCUCUGCCCAUCGGGGCACAGGAAAUGGUGUUGCUAUUGGGCUCAAUCGGAUCAUGGGAAUUGUCAGUGCCGUUGUCGGCCAGGCGGCAAAUACCAGUACGCCCGUGCCUAUUUAUAUAUGCGCUGCCCUUUACAUUGUGAUGGCGAUUGUUGCUGGAGCCUUACCUUUUGAACCGUAUGGCCGACGAAGCAGCUGA
Molecule: messenger RNA, 1599 nt
Organism: Penicillium griseofulvum
Lineage: Eukaryota; Fungi; Ascomycota; Eurotiomycetes; Eurotiales; Aspergillaceae
Product: MFS transporter
Exons: 5
Coding region: 1-1599 (532 amino acids)
Biological process (GO): transmembrane transport
Molecular function (GO): transmembrane transporter activity
Source: RefSeq, a predicted model, not a curated record